AUAUCUCUUUCCAAGAAUUAGUUAACCCAAGCGACAAAAUGCUUAUAAUAAACUCAUUAUAUUUUAAAGCUUAGUAGUGAAUAUUUUUUUAUGUGCAAUUAGCUCUUAGAAUACACAGAGCGGUCAUGGCGUUCUUAUUAGUGGUGACUACCCGUUUAUUCGAAAAACAAUGACGACAUUGAAAUUGAGCAUAAAAUCCGAGCUGAGGUGCCAGUGCCCCCUGCAGCCAUUUGUUUGGGUCUUAUUUCGAGACCCCGCGAUAUUGAUAGGUGGCGAAUGAGGGAUUCGACGUGGGGCCAGGUAAUGAGGAAGCCGAAACAGGUUUUCUCGGAUUUAACCGUUGGGCGGACCGAGUGCGUCGAGGUAAAUGGUUAGUCAGCAUCAGCCCUGUCCGCGUACCCACAUUAUGGACAAAUUGUUUGCUCAUAUUCGCCGCUAUUGAAAGUGGGCACGUACGGCCCGAGCGACAAGCUUUAACCGAAGACAGGUAGUCAGGGUCAUGUUUAUGUGCGCUGCUGGUAAUGAUGAUGAUGCCGACGAUCGUGCUGAUAAGGUCACCGGGUGCGCCGCCCCACGUCUCCUCUCUGAAUCCACAGAUCAUCAUGUUGCAACGCUGCUGGCGUCUCCCCAAGCCGCUGGCCCUGCGACGAAGUCUUACUCUCGGCCAGGUGGAUAGCCAAGCGGUGGCCGCAGAAGCGCCCGAGGCGGAGCCCCAAGAUGCAUUCGAGCGUCAGUACCUCAGGGAGCGCAUAGAGAUAUCGCCUUUCCAGCGGCUGAUCCUGGGAGCAGGCUCCUCCAUUGCUGCGCUCAUAAAUCCAAGACGGCACGACAUGAUCGCCUGUCUGGGCGAGACGACUGGCGAGGGUGCCCUCUUGAACAUCUUGGACACCAUGCAGGCCAGCGAGGAGGGCCAGCGCAUCAUGGCCGAAAAGCCCCGCAUCCACACGAGCACUGUUGACUUCAAGUACCUGGAAAAACUGCCACCAGAUACCUUUGGAGCUGCUUACGUCAAGUUCCUGAAAGAUAAUCAAGUCACGCCGGACAGUCGCAUGGCCGUGCGGUUUCUGGAGGACCCCAAGCUGGCCUACUUGAUGACGCGCUACAGGGAAUGCCACGACCUGAUCCACACUGUGCUGGACAUGCCCACCAACAUGCUCGGCGAGGUGGCCGUCAAGUGGGUGGAGGCUCUGAACACGGGACUGCCCAUGUGCUACGGAGGCGCGGUGUUCGGAGCUGUGCGCCUACGUCCCAAGCAGAGACGUGCGUACUUGAAGAGCUAUUUGCCCUGGGCCCUGGAGAAUGGCAAGCGAACCAAGCCCUUGAUGCCCGUCUACUGGGAGAAGCGCUGGGAGCAGAACAUCCACGAGCUGCGCUCCGAACUGGGCAUUAAUGUGUUGAAUAAAGCCUGAUAAGGAGUUUUAUUUUUAAA
Molecule: messenger RNA, 1429 nt
Organism: Drosophila biarmipes
Lineage: Eukaryota; Metazoa; Arthropoda; Insecta; Diptera; Drosophilidae
Gene: Coq4
Product: ubiquinone biosynthesis protein COQ4 homolog, mitochondrial
Exons: 4
Coding region: 522-1409 (295 amino acids)
Biological process (GO): ubiquinone biosynthetic process
Cellular component (GO): mitochondrial inner membrane; mitochondrion
Source: RefSeq, a predicted model, not a curated record